UCCCCUUUCUUUUUGGCAGAGGAAAGGAAGUGGAAUGUAUUUGACACUUCACAUGCUGAAUUGCCAAUGAAUAUGGGGUUCCCUUCACUCACAAGCUACAACCUAAAUAGCAUCAACUCCUCCAGUCCGAGCAAAUCCUUGUGUACAGGACCGGCAACAACUAUGUGGAUGGGUCACGUGACGAGCACGUCGGUGGGCAAUUUAAGUGACUUGCAAUUCUCUGAGAGUUUUGCCUCGCUGCCAGAUCCACCAACCAAAAGGCACUGUCGCUCACUCUCUGUGCCGGAAGACCUGUCACGCUGCAGGUCUCUGUGGAAGCCAGUGGGCUCCAAGGUGUGGACUCCUGUCAAGCGGCGUUGUAACAGUGGUGGCAAUGCAGGUCCGCAGCUCAGUAACCUAACUCAGCGCCCCACCAGCCUUGGUCUGCAGCAGCUGCCCAACUCUGGCCACUACUCAAACACCAGCAGUUUUACUUUUUCCAGCCUCACAACAUCCCCUGAAUCCCCAUUACCAUGGAUGCUGUCGCCAAACAGCCAUACCACAGAUAUUGGCGACAGAACUUUUCUGGGCGUGCAGUGCAUUUUGCCUGAGCAGUGCACAUUCAUUCCUCAAAGGCGCUUCUCACUCUCCCCAGUGCACAUUCGAGAAGCAGCAAGAUGUCUGCUCUCAGCCAAAAGUACACCUUCCUCUACUCCAGAGAUGAACCGACGGCAGCAAGGCCUGUUGCGGAGUCACUCCCAGCCCUGCGACUUAAACGAACGCAAGUGUGGUGUAAAACGGAGGCAUGAUGAGGAUGUUCGAUGGACAAGGCCGACCUUAGACUUCUUCAAAAUGAACCAGUAAAACCUAGACUGCACAACGGCAACAUGUAAGAGCACUUCAGAAGUUUCACUACCCAUACUGCCUGUGGAUUUGAUGGGAGGACAGCCAGACAAGCAGUAGUGCCGUUUGAAUUGUAAAAAAACUGAACUAGGUAACGCAAUAUUGUUUCUUGGUCAAUUUAUUCAAAAUUCUAACUUUUCAAAAUGGUAGAAAACAAAGUUGGUACCUGUUGCAGAAUUUGUAUCUGUUGUAUGAAGCUUCAAAAUGAACCUGGUGCUUAAUGCUGGAAUACAAUUUGAGGUAGAGAAGUGCAGAAUUAAAGGGGACUGAAAGGCGCUCAGGGUGAGAGGCAUAAUGUUCUUUCCAAAAAGUUGGUUGAGUGGCAAAAUAAACAGGGAAACUGCAUCUUUUAUUCACUUGGCUGCAUGCACAACCUUUAGGAACAUAGCCAGCUGCAUCUAAAAAGCCAAAAUUAUUAUUGUGUCUGCCUGAUUGGAACAGUUUAUUUCAGUCUGAACCUGAUCUAAAUAAACAUUACAAAGUCCUUAAAUCAGAGGAUAAACCUGUUGGGGCUUGGGAGAUGGCUGGAAGCAGUCCUGGUAUGUGAAGGAUGGCCGAUGUUUGAAGGAGACCAAUCCAAAGAAUGAAGACUCCACAAGGUAGGUAAUCUGCUUUUGCUAUCAUGGGAAUAGGAGGCGAUUUGCUUCAACUGCUUUACACACUGCUCGGUUUAGUAACUAAGCUCAGAUAAGAGCUCUGGUAUUAUUUAGCUUGGAAGAAACCAGAUUCCUUCAUAAUUGUUGUGGUUGUCGUUCACUGUCUUAAACUUCUGAUUUAGUUUGAAGUAAUGAUUCUAAAGACAAAAUUACUUGUGCUAAUUAUUCCAAAAAUACACAAACAAGUUUUGGAACCCAGCCUGAAUUUCAGUGUGGCAUGCUUGGCUGUAAACUGGUUUCUGGAGAGAUUUCUUGAGCGAUAGAGAAAUUUCACCCUCUCCUGAACACAUUGAGUCCUUUAAGAUCUGAUUGGUCAGCAUAGCUGAUGUGCCAGAUGUCUACUAGCAUCCAAUAGUAAUUUUCUGCCUAUCAGUAUCUCCCCUGUACAGGACUAUGAUUCUUACUCAAAGAAUAAAUUUGAAUAUGUGUGUCAAGAGUGGGAUUGCUUCUGCGAAUGUCUGCCUUUGGGCUGUAACUGUUGAAGCACAAUAAAGAUUUAGUGUUUUCUUGCACGAGGGGACAUAGCUUUAAAUUGAGGGGUGAUAGAUAUAGGACAGAUGUCAGAGGUAGGUUCUUUACUCGGAGAGUAG
Rhincodon typus (whale shark) is the source of this 2128-nucleotide messenger RNA. Its product is annotated as protein FAM53A-like. NCBI's taxonomy places the organism in Eukaryota, Metazoa, Chordata, Chondrichthyes, Orectolobiformes, Rhincodontidae. The record is from RefSeq and is a predicted model, not a curated record. Gene Ontology annotation, cellular component: nucleus. Bases 67 to 843 code for a protein of 258 amino acids. Gene Ontology annotation, biological process: protein import into nucleus. The transcript is spliced from 2 exons.